CCACGACGUAUGCGACCCGGAGACGCGUGGGGCGGAACUUCCGGACGCCCCGCCCUGCCGCCGACCCUGCGGAGCUGAGGGUGAAGCCUUCGGACGCCAGUCCCUCAUCGCUGGCCCGGUCGCGCCGAGGCGAAGGGGGCGGAGCCUGCACCCGCCCCGCCAACCUUCGCCCCGCCCGCCUCGCGCCGCGCAGGGAGGAGGAGGAGGAGCUGCAGCCGGGCCCGCACUGCAGCGCCAGCGCCCGAGCGGGCGGCCGAGCUCCUGGAGCGGCCUGUCCCCGAAUCCCGAGCGGGCGUCGCUCAGCAGCCGGUCGCGACCGCAGCCCUAUCCCGCUCCGCGCCCGCCAUGCCGUCCGCGGGCCCCGCCUGAGCCGCGCCUCCGCGCGCGGGCGGGCCUGGGGACGGCGGGGCCAUGCGCACGCUGCCCUGACGAUGCCGCCCGCCGCGCCCGCCCGCCUGGCGCUGGUCCUGGUCCUGGGCCUGAGCCUGUGGCUUGGGGCGCUGGCGGGGGACCCCGGGCGCGGCUGCGGGCCCUGCGCGCCCCCCUGCCUCUGCGGCCCUGCGCCCGGCGCCGCCUGCCGCGUCAACUGCUCGGGCCGCGGGCUGCGGACGCUUGGUCCCGCGUUGCGCAUCCCCGCGGACGCCACGGCGCUAGACGUCUCCCACAACUUGCUCCGGGCGCUGGACGUCGGGCUCCUGGCGAACCUCUCGGCACUGUCAGAGCUGGAUAUAAGCAACAACAAGAUUUCUACGCUAGAAGAAGGAAUAUUUGCUAAUUUAUUUAAUUUAAGUGAAAUAAACCUGAGUGGGAACCCGUUUGAGUGUGACUGUGGCCUGGCGUGGCUGCCACGAUGGGCAGAGGAGCAGCAAGUGCGGGUGGUGCAGCCCGAGGCAGCCACAUGCGCUGGGCCUGGCUCCCUGGCUGGCCAGCCUCUGCUCGGCAUCCCCUUGCUGGACAGUGGCUGUGGUGAGGAGUAUGUCGCCUGCCUCCCUGACAACAGCUCAGGCACUGUGGCAGCAGUGGCCUUUUCAGCUGCCCACGAAGGCCUGCUUCAGCCAGAGGCCUGCAGUGCUUUCUGCUUCUCCACUGGCCGGGGCCUUGCGGCCCUCUCGGAGCAGGGCUGGUGCCUGUGUGGGGCAGCCCAGCCCUCCAGUGCCUCCUUCGCCUGCCUGUCCUUCUGCUCUGGCCCCCUGCCGCCUCCUGCGCCCGACUGUGGGGGCCCAACCCUCCUCCAGCAUGUCUUCCCUGCCUCCCCAGGGGCUGCCCUGGUGGGGCCCCAUGGACCCCUGGCCUCUGGCCAGCCAGCAGCCUUCCACAUCGCUGCCCCGCUCCCUGUCACUGCUACACGCUGGGACUUCGGAGAUGGCUCCCCCGAGGUGGAUGCCGCUGGCCCGGCUGCCUCGCACCGCUAUGUGCUGCCUGGGCGCUAUCAUGUGACGGCUGUGGUGGCCCUGGGGGUCGGCUCAGCCCUGCUGGGGACAAACGUGCAGGUGGAAGCGGCACCUGCAGCCCUGGAGCUCGUGUGCCCGUCCUCGGUGCAGAGUGACGAGAGCCUCAAACUCAGCAUCCAGAACCGUGGUGGUUCAGGCCUAGAGGCCGCCUACAGCAUCGUGGCCGUGGGCGAGGAGCUGGCCCGAGUGGUGCACCCGCUCUGCCCCUCGGACACGGAGAUCUUCCCUGGCAACGGGCACUGCUACCGCCUGGUGGUGGAGAAGGCAGCCUGGCUGCAGGCACAGGAGCAGUGCCGGGCCUGGGCCGGGGCCGCCCUGGCCAUGGUGGACAGUCCCGCCGUGCAGCGCUUCCUGGUCUCCCGGGUCACCAGGAGCCUGGACGUGUGGAUCGGCUUCUCGACUGUGCAGGGGGCAGAGGCGGGCCUGGCGCCGCAGGGCGAGGCCUUCAGCCUGGAGAGCUGCCAGAACUGGCUGCCCGGGGAGCCACACCCAGCCACAGCUGAGCACUGCGUCCGGCUCGGGCCUACCGGGUGGUGCAACACUGACCUGUGCUCAGCGCCACACAGCUACGUCUGCGAACUGCGGCCCGGAGGCCCAGUGCAGGAUGCCGAGAACCUCCUCGUGGGAGCACCCAGUGGGGACCUGCAGGGACCCCUGACGCCUCUGGCACCGCAGGAUGGCCUCUCAGCCCCGCACGAGCCCGUGGAGGUCAUGGUAUUCCCGGGCCUGAGUCUGAGCCAUGAAGCCUUCCUCACCACAGCCGAAUUUGGGACCCAGGAGCUCCGGCGGCCUGCCCAGCUGCGACUGCAGGUGUACCGGCUCCUCAGCGCAGCAGGGACCCUGGAGAACGGCAGCGAGCCUGAGAGCAGGUCCCUGGACAACAGGACCCAGCUGGUCCCCGAGUGCAUGCCGGGGGGACGCUGGUGCCCUGCAGCCAAUGUCUGCGUGCCGCUGGACGCCUCCUGCCACCCCCAGGCCGGUGCCAAUGGCUGCACGUCAGGGCCGGGGCUACCUGGGGCCCUCUAUGCGCUAUGGAGAGAGUUCCUCUUCUCUGUUCCUGCGGGGCCCCCCGCGCAGUACUCGGUCACCCUCCAUGGCCAGGAUGUCCUCAUGCUCCCUGGUGACCUCGUUGGCUUGCAGCACGACGCUGGCCCUGGCGCCCUCCUGCACUGCUCGCCGGCUUCCGGCCACCCCCAAGCCCUGUACCUCUCUGCCAACGCCUCGGCCUGGCUGCCCCACUUGCCAGCCCAGCUGGAGGGCACUCGGGCCUGCCCUGCCUGUGCCCUGCGGCUGCUGGCAGCCACGGAACAGCUCACCGUGCUGCUGGGCCUGAGGCCCAAUGCUGGGCUGCGGCUGCCUGGGCGCUAUGAGGUCCGGGCAGAGGUGGACAAUGGCGUGUCCAGGCAUAACCUGUCCUGCAGCUUCAACGUGGUCUCCCCAGUGGCUGGGCUGCGGGUCAUCUACCCUGCCCCCCGCAACGGCCACCUCUACGUGCCCACCAAUGGCUCAGCCUUGGUGCUCCAGGUGGACUCUGGUGCCAACGCCACGGCCACGGCUCACUGGCCUGGGGGCAAUGUCAGCGCCCGCUUUGAGGCUGCCUGCCCUGCCCUGGUGGCCACCCUCCUGCCUGGCUGCCCCUGGGAGACCAACGAUACCCAGUUCUCAGUGGUAGCACUGCCGUGGCUCAGUGAGGGGGAGCACGUGGUGGAGGUUGUGGCAGAAAACAGCGCCAGCCGGGCCAACCUCAGCCUGCGGGUGACGGCAGAGGAGCCCAUCUGUGGCCUCCGUGCCACGCCCAGCCCUGAGGCUCGUGUGCUGCAGGGAGUCCUAGUGAGGUACAGCCCCGUGGUGGAGGCCGGCUCGGACGUGGUCUUCCGGUGGACCAUCAACGACAAGCAGUCCCUGACCUUCCAGAACGUAGUCUUCAAUGUCAUUUAUCAGAGCGCAGCGGUCUUCAAGCUCUCACUGACGGCCUCCAACCAUGUGAGCAACGUCACUGUGAACUACAAUGUCACUGUGGAGCGGAUGAACAGGAUGCAGGGCCUGUGGGUCUCCACAGUGCCGGCCGUGCUGCCCCCCAAUGCCACACUGGCACUGACGGCAGGCGUGCUGGUGGACUCAGCUGUGGAGGUGGCCUUCCUGUGGACCUUUGGGGAUGGGGAGCAGGCCCUCCACCAGUUCCAGCCUCCGUACAACGAGUCCUUCCCAGUUCCAGACCCCUCAGUGGCCCAGGUGCUGGUGGAGCACAAUGUCACGCACACCUACGCUGCCCCAGGUGAGUACAUCCUGACCGUGCUGACAUCUAAUGCCUUCGAGAACCUGACGCAGCAGGUGCCUGUGAGCGUGCGUGCCGCCCUGCCCUCCAUGGCUGUGGGUGUGAGCGACAGUGUCCUGGUGGCCGGCCGGCCCAUCACCUUCUACCCACACCCGCUGCCCUCACCUGGAGGUGUUCUUUACACGUGGGACUUCGGAGACAGCUCCCCUGUCCUGACCCAGAGCCAGCCGGCUGCCAACCACACCUACGCCUCGAGGGGCACCUACUGUGUGCACCUGGAGGUCAACAACACAGUGAGCAGCGCGCUGGCCCAGGCAGAUGUGCGUGUUUUUGAGGAGCUCCGUGGGCUCAGCGUGGACAUGAGCCUGGCCGUGGAGCAGGGAGCCCCCGUGGUGGUCAGCGCUGCGGUGCAGACUGGCGAUGACAUCACGUGGACCUUCGACAUGGGGGACGGCACCGUGCUAUCGGGCCCCGAGGACACAGUGGAGCAUGUGUACCUGCGGGCGCAGAACUGUACAGUGACUGUGGCUGCAGCCAGCCCUGCCGGCCACCUGGCCCGGAGCCUGCACGUGCUGGUCUUCGUCCUGGAGGUGCUGCGCAUCGAGCCCGCUGCCUGCAUCCCCACGCAGCCCGACGCGCGGCUUACGGCCUACGUCACCGGGAACCCAGCCCACUACCUCUUUGACUGGACCUUUGGGGACGGCUCCUCCAACACAACCGUGCAGGGGCGCCCUACGGUGACGCACAACUUCACGCGGAGCGGCACGUUCCCCCUGGCGCUCGUGCUGUCGAGCCGUGUGAACAAGGCGCAUUACUUCACCAGCAUCUGCGUGGAGCCGGAGGUGGGCAACGUCACCCUGCAGCCAGAGAGGCAGUUUGUGCAGCUCGGGGACGAGGUCCGGCUCAUGGCAUGUGUCUGGCCCCCAUUCCCCUACCGCUACACCUGGGACUUUGGCACCGAGGAAGCGGCCCCCGCCCGUGUUGGGGGCCCCGAGGUGACGUUCACUUACCGAGACCCAGGCUCCUAUCUUGUGACAGUCACCGCGUCCAACAAUGUCUCUGCUGCCAAUGACUCAGCCCUGGUGGAGGUGCAGGAGCCUGUGGUGGUCACGGACAUCAAGGUCAAUAGCUCCCUCAUGCUGGAGCUGCAGCAGCCAUACCUGUUCUCUGCUGUCGGCCGUGGGCACCCCGCCAGCUACCUGUGGGAUCUGGGGGACGGUGGGCGGCUGGAGGGUCCGGAGGUCACCCACGCUUACAACAGCAUAGGUGACUUCACCGUCAGGGUGGCCGGCUGGAAUGAGGUGAGCCGCAGUGAGGCCUGGCUCAAUGUGACAGUGAAGCGGCGUGUGCGGGGGCUGGUUGUCAACGCCAGCCGCACGGUGGUGCCCCUGAAUGGGAGCGUGAGCUUCAGCACCUCGCUGGAGGCCGGCAGUGAUGUGCGCUAUUCCUGGGUGCUCUGUGACCGCUGCACACCCAUCCCUGGGGGCCCUACUAUCUCUUAUACCUUCCGCUCCGUGGGCACCUUCAGUAUCAUCGUCACGGCUGAGAACGAGGUGGGCUCUGCCCAGGACAGCAUCUUCGUCUACGUCCUGCAGCUCAUAGAGGGGCUGCAGGUAGUGGGCUGUGGCAGCUACUUCCCCACCAACCACACGGUACAGCUACAGGCUGUGGUCAAGGAUGGCACCAACAUCUCCUACAGCUGGACUGCUUGGUGGGAUAGGGGCCCGGCCCUGGCCGGCAGCGGCAAAGGCUUCUCGCUCACCGCGCUCGAGGCCGGCACCUACCACGUGCAGCUGCGGGCCACCAACAUGCUGGGCAGCGCCUGGGCCGACUGCAAUGUGGACUUCGUGGAGCCUGUGGGGUGGCUGAAGGUGGCCGCCUCCCCGAACCCAGCUGCCGUCAACACAAGCGUCACCCUCAGUGCCGAGCUGGCUGGUGGCAGUGGUGUCUUAUACACUUGGUCCUUAGAGGAGGGGUUGAGCUGGGAGACCCCUGAGCCAUUUACCACCCACAGCUUCCCCGCGCCUGGCCUGCACUUGGUCACUGUCACAGCAGGGAACCCGCUGGGCUCAGCCAGCGCCACCGUGGAAGUGGGCGUGCAGGUGCCUGUGAAUGGCCUCAGCAUCAGGGCCGGUGAGUCGGGAGGUAGCUUCGUGGCGGCUGGGUCCUCUGUGCCCUUCUGGGGGCAGCUGGCCACGGGCACCAAUGUGAGCUGGUGCUGGGCUGUACCCGGCGGCAGCAGCAAGCGUGGCCCUCACGUCACUAUGGUCUUCCCGGAUGCUGGCACCUUCUCCGUCCAGCUCAACGCCUCCAACGCAGUCAGCUGGGUCUCAGCCACACACAACCUCACGGUGGAGGACCCCAUCGUGGGCCUGGUGCUGUGGGCCAGCAGCAAGGUAGUGGCGCCCGGGCAGCUUGUCCAUUUUCAGAUCCUGCUGGCUGCCGGCUCGGCCGUCACCUUCCGCCUGCAGGUCGGUGGGGCCAGCCCAGCGGUGCUCCCCGGGCCCCGUUUCUCCCACAGCUUCCCCCGUGUCGGAGACCACGUGGUGAGCGUGCAGGGUGAAAACCACGUGAGCUGGGCCCAGGCGCAGGUGCGCAUCGUGGUGCUGGAGGCUGUGAGCGGGCUGCAGGUGCCCAACUGCUGCGAGCCUGGCAUCGCCACAGGCACUGAGAGGAACUUCACAGCCCGCGUGCAGCGCGGUUCUCGGGUCGCCUACGCCUGGUACUUCUCGCUGCAGAAGGUCCAGGGCGACUCACUGGUCAUCCUGUCGGGCCGCGACGUCACCUACACGCCCGUGGCUGCGGGGCUGCUGGAGAUCCAGGUGCGCGCCUUCAAUGCCCUGGGCAGUGAGAACCGCACACUGGUGCUGGAGGUCCAGGACACCGUCCAGUAUGUGGCCCUGCGGAGCGGCCCCUGCUUCACUAACCGCUCGGCAUGGUUUGAGGCUGCCACCAGCCCCAGCCCCCGGCGCGUGGCCUACCACUGGGAUUUUGGGGACGGGGCCCCGGGGCAGGACACAGAUGAGCCCCGGGCCGAGCACUGCUACCUGAGGCCUGGGGACUACCGCGUGCAGGUGAACGCCUCCAACCUCGUGAGCUUCUUCGUGGCGCAGGCCACGGUGACUGUCCAGGUGCUGGCCUGCCGGGAGCCAGAGGUGGACGUGGUCCUGCCCCUGCAGGUGCUGAUGCGGCGCUCACAGCGCAACUACCUGGAGGCCCACGUUGACCUGCGCGACUGCGUCACCUACCAGACCGAGUACCGCUGGGAGGUGUACCGCACCGCCAGCUGCCAGCGGCCAGGGCGCCCAACCCGUGUGUCUCUGCCUGGCGUGGACGUGAGCCGGCCUCAGCUGGUGCUGCCGCGGCUGGUGCUGCCUGUGGGGCACUACUGCUUUGUGUUUGUCGUGUCAUUUGGGGACACGCCACUGGCACGGAGCAUCCAGGCCAACGUGACGGUGGCCCCCGAGCGCCUGGUGCCCAUUAUUGAGGGUGGCUCGUACCGCGUGUGGUCAGACACACAGGACCUGGUGCUGGAUGGGAGCGAGUCCUACGACCCCAACCUGGAGGAUGGCGACCAGACACCACUCAGUUUCCACUGGGCCUGUGUGGCUUCGACACAGAGGGAGGCUGGCGGGUGUGCCCUGAACUUUGGGCCCCGCGGGAGCAGCAUGGUCACCAUUCCACGGGAACGGCUGGCGGCCGGUGUGGAAUACACCUUCAGCCUCACCGUGUGGAAGGCCGGCCGCAAGGAGGAGGCCACCAACCAGACAGUGCUGAUCCGGAGUGGUCGGGUGCCCAUUGUGUCCUUGGAGUGCGUGUCCUGCAAGGCACAGGCUGUGUAUGAAGUGAGCCGCAGCUCCUAUGUGUACCUGGAGGGCCGCUGCCUCAACUGCAGCAGCGGCUCCAAGCGAGGGCGCUGGGCGGCACGUACCUUCAGUAACAAGACGCUGGUGCUGGAUGAGACCACCACCUCCACGGGCAGCGCAGGCAUGCGACUGGUGCUGCGGCGGGGCGUGCUGCGGGAUGGCGAGGGAUACACCUUCACGCUCACAGUGCUGGGCCAAUCUGGCGAAGAGGAGGGCUGUGCCUCCAUCCGCCUGUCCCCCAACCGCCCACCGUUGGGGGGCUCGUGCCGCCUCUUCCCGCUAGGUAACGUGCACGCCCUCACCACCAAGGUGCACUUCGAAUGCACAGGCUGGCAUGACGCGGAGGAUGCUGGCGCCCCCCUGCUGUAUGCCCUGCUGCUGCAGCGCUGUCGCCAAGGCCACUGCGAGGAGUUCUGUGUCUACAAGGGCAGUCUCUCCAGCUACGGAGCCGUGCUGCCCCCGGGUUUCGGGCCACACUUCGAGGUGGGCCUGGCCGUGGUGGUGCAGGACCAGCUGGGAGCCGCUGUGGUCGCCCUCAACAGGUCUCUGGCCAUCGCCCUCCCAGAGCCCAACGGUAGCACAACGGGGCUUACAGUCUGGCUGCAUGGACUCACGGCCAGUGUGCUCCCGGGGCUGCUGCGGCAGGCUGACCCCCAACAUGUCAUCGAGUACUCCCUGGCCCUGGUCACUGUGCUGAAUGAGUAUGAGCAGGCCCUGGACGUGGCGGCAGAGCCCGAGCACGAGCGGCAGAGCCGAGCCCAGAUACGCAAGAACGUCACGCAGACCCUGGUGUCCCUGCGGGUCCACACUGUGGAUGACAUCCAGCAGAUCGCUGCUGCGCUGGCCCAGUCCAUGGGUCCCAGCAGGGAGCUCGUAUGCCGCUCAUGCCUGAAGCAGACGCUGCACAAGCUGGAGGCCAUGAUGCGCAUCCUGCAGGCAGAGACCACUGCGGGCACCGUGACGCCCACCGCCAUUGGAGACAGCAUCCUCAACAUCACAGGCGACCUCAUCCACCUGGCCAGCUCGGACGUGUGGGGGCCACAGCCCUCAGAGCUGGGGACCGAGUCACCAUCACAGAUGGUGGCGUCCCAGGCCUACAACCUGACCUCCGCCCUCAUGCGCAUCCUCAUGCGCUCCCGCGUCCUCAACGAGGAGCCCCUGACACUGGCGGGCGAGGAGAUUGUGGCCCAGGGCAAGCGCUCAGACCCGCGGAGCCUCCUGUGCUAUGGCGGUGCCCCAGGGCCUGGCUGCCACUUCUCCAUUCCUGAGGCCUUCAGUGGGGCCCUGGCCAACCUCAGCGACGUGGUGCAGCUCAUCUUUCUGGUGGACUCCAAUCCCUUUCCCUUCGGCUAUAUCAGCAACUACACCGUCUCCACCAAGGUGGCCUCAAUGGCCUUCCAGACACAGGCUGGCGCCCAGAUCCCCAUUGAGCGGCUGGCCUCAGAGCGCGCCAUCACUGUGAAGGUGCCCAACAACUCAGACUGGGCUGCCAAGGGCCAGCGCAGCUCCGCCGAUUCCGUUGUGGUCCAGCCCCAGGCCUCCGUCGGUGCUGUGGUCACCCUGGACAGCAGCAACCCUGCGGCCGGGCUGCACCUGCAGCUCAACUAUACGCUGCUGGACGGCCGCUACCUGUCUGAGGAACCUGAGCCCUACCUGGCAGUCUACCUGCACUCGGAGCCCCGGCCCAAUGAGCACAACUGCUCAGCCAGCAGGAGAAUCCGCCCAGAGUCACUGGAGGGUGCCGACCACCGGCCCUAUACCUUCUUCAUUGCCCCAGGGACUGGAGAGCAGGCGGGGAGUUACCAUCUGAACCUCACCAGCCACUUCCGCUGGUCUGCGCUGGAGGUGUCCGUGGGCCUGUACACGUCCCUGUGCCAGUACUUCAGCGAGGAGGACAUGGUGUGGAGGACAGAGGGGCUGUUGCCCCUGGAGGAGACCUCACCCCACCAGGCCGUCUGCCUCACCCGCCACCUCACCGCCUUCGGCGCCAGCCUCUUCGUGCCUCCAAGCCAUGUCCGCUUUGUCUUUCCUGAGCCGACAGCGGGUGUAAACUACAUCGUCAUGCUGACAUGCGCUGUGUGCCUGGUGACCUACGCGGUCAUGGCCGCCAUCCUGCACAAGCUGGACCAGCUGGAUGCCAGCCGGGGCCGCGCCAUCCCCUUCUGUGGGCAGCGGGGCCGUUUCAAGUACGAGAUCCUCGUCAAGACAGGCUGGGGCCGGGGCUCAGGUACCACGGCCCAUGUGGGUAUCAUGCUGUAUGGGGUGGACAGCCGGAGCGGCCACCGGCACCUGGACGGUGAUAGAGCCUUCCACCGCAACAGCCUGGACAUCUUCCAGAUCGCCACCCCGCACAGCCUGGGCAGUGUGUGGAAGAUCCGAGUGUGGCACGACAACAAAGGGCUCAGCCCCGCCUGGUUCCUGCAGCACGUCAUUGUCAAGGACCUGCAGACAGCCCGCAGUGCCUUCUUCCUGGUCAAUGACUGGCUGUCGGUGGAGACGGAGGCCAACGGGGGCCUAGUGGAGAAGGAGGUGCUGGCGGCGAGCGACGCAGCCCUAUUGCGCUUCCGGCGCCUGCUGGUGGCUGAGCUGCAGCGCGGCUUCUUUGACAAGCACAUCUGGCUCUCCAUAUGGGACCGGCCACCUCGCAGCCGCUUCACCCGCAUCCAGAGGGCCACCUGCUGCGUCCUCCUCAUCUGCCUCUUCCUGGGCGCCAACGCCAUGUGGUACGGGGCUGUUGGAGACUCUACCUACAGCGCGGGGCGUGUGUCCAGGCUGCGCCCGCUGAGUGUCGACACAGUUGCUGUUGGCCUGGUGUCCAGCGUGGUUGUCUAUCCCAUCUACCUGGCCGUCCUCUUUCUCUUCCGGAUGUCCCGGAGCAAGGUGGCUGGGGGCCUGAGCCCCACGCCUGCCAGGCAGCAGGUGCUGGACAUCGACAGCUGCCUGGACUCAUCCGUGCUGGACAGCUCCUUCCUCACAUUCCCAGGGCUCCACGCUGAGCAGGCCUUUGCUGGACAGAUGAAGAGUAACUUAUUUCUGGAUGAUUCUAAGAGCCUGGUGUGCUGGCCCUCCAGCGAGGGAACGCUCAGUUGGCCGGACCUGCUCAGCGACCCGUCCAUUGUGGGCAGCAACCCACGGCAGCUGGCACGGGGCCAGACGGGCCAUGGGCUGGGCCCGGAGGAGGACGGCUUCUCCCUGGCCAGCCCCUACUCGCCUGCGAAAUCCUCAGCAUCAGAUGAAGACCUGAUGCAGCAGGUCCUUGCCAAAGGGGUCAGCAGCCCGGCCCCCACCCAAGACACCCACAUGGAAACGGACCUGCUCACCAGCCUGUCCAGCACUCCUGGGGAGAAGACAGAGAUGCUGGAGCUGCAGAGGCUGGGCGAGCUGGGGCCGCCGAGCCCGGGCCUGACCUGGGAACGGCCCCAGGCAGCGAGGCUCUCCAGGACAGGACUGGUGGAGGGUCUGCGGAAGCGCCUGCUGCCGGCCUGGUGCACCUCCCUGGCCCACGGGUUCAGCCUGCUCCUGGUGGCUGUGGCUGUGGCUGUCUCAGGGUGGGUGGGUGUUGGCUUCCCCCCGGGUGUGAGUGUUGCAUGGCUCCUGUCCAGCACCACCAGCUUCCUGGCUUCAUUCCUCGGCUGGGAGCCGCUGAAGGUCUUGCUGGAAGCACUGUACUUCUCACUGGUGGCCAAGCGGCUGCACCCUGAUGAAGAUGACACCCUGGUGGAGAGCCCGGCUGUGACGCCUGUGAGCGCACGUGUGCCCCGCGUACGCCCCCCCCACGGCUUUGCACUCUUCCUGGCCAAGGAGGAAGCCCGAAAGGUCAAGAGGCUACACGGCAUGCUGCGGGCCCCUAAGCACCGCUGCAGUGGCCUGUGUGUCUGCCCCCAGGUGGGGUCCCGGGCAGGGUGUGUGCUGCCGUUACUUAGCCAGAGCCUCCUGGUGUACAUGCUUUUUCUGCUGGUGACGCUGCUGGCCAGCUAUGGGGAUGCCUCGUGCCAUGGGCACGCCUACCGUCUGCAGAGCGCCAUCAAGCAGGAACUGCACAGCCGGACCUUCCUGGCCAUCACGCGGUCUGAGGAGCUCUGGCCAUGGAUGGCGCACGUGCUGCUGCCCUAUGUCCACGGGAACCAGUCCAGCCCAGAGCUGGGGCCUCCACGGCUGCGGCAGGUGCGGCUGCAGGAAGCACUCUGCCCAGACCCUCCCGGCCCCAGGGUCCACACUUGCUCAGCUGCGGGAGGCUUCAGCACCAGCGACUACGACGUUGGCUGGGAGAGUCCUCACAAUGGCUCAGGGACAUGGGUUUACUCUGCACCGGAUCUGCUGGGGGCGUGGUCCUGGGGCUCCUGUGCAGUGUAUGACAGCGGUGGCUACGUGCAGGAGCUGGGCCUGAGCCUGGAGGAGAGCCGCGACCGGCUGCGAUUCCUGCAGCUGCACAACUGGCUGGACAACAGGAGCCGCGCUGUGUUUGUGGAGCUCACGCGCUACAGCCCGGCCGUGGGGCUGCACGCCGCCGUAACGCUGCGCCUCGAGUUCCCGGCGGCUGGCCGUGCCGUGGCCGCUCUCAGCGUCCGCCCGUUCGCGCUGCGCCGCCUCAGCGCGGGCCUCUCGCUGCCUCUGCUCACCUCGGUGUGCCUGUUGCUGUUCGCGCUGCACUUCGCCGUGGCCGAGGCCCGUACUUGGCACAGGGAAGGGUGCUGGCGCGUGCUGCGACCCAGGGCCUGGGCACGGUGGCUGCUGGUGGUGCUGACGGCGGCCACGGCGCUGGUACGCCUCGCCCAGCUGGGCGCCGCCGACCGCCAGUGGACCCGCUUCGUGCGCGGCCGCCCACGCCGCUUCACCAGUUUCGACCAGGUGGCGCAGUUGAGCUCCGCAGCCCGUGGCCUGGCGGCCUCACUACUUUUCCUGCUCUUGGUCAAGGCCGCUCAGCAGCUACGCUUCGUGCGCCAGUGGUCUGUCUUUGGAAAGACGUUAUUCCGGGCUCUGCCUGAGCUCCUGGGGGCCACCCUGGGCCUGGUGGUGCUCGGGGUAGCCUACGCCCAGCUGGCCGUUCUGCUCGUGUCCUCCUGCGUGGACUCCCUCCGGAGUGUGGCCCAGGCCCUGCUGGUGCUGUGCUCUGGGACCGGGCUCUCUACCCUGUGUCCUGCCGAGUCCUGGCACCUGUCACCACUGCUGUGUGUGGGGCUCUGGGCGCUGCGGCUGUGGGGCGCCCUACGGCUGGGGGCUGUCAUCCUCCGGUGGCGCUACCACGCCCUGCGUGGAGAGCUGUACCGGCCGGCCUGGGAGCCCCAGGACUAUGAGAUGGUGGAGCUGUUCCUGCGUAGGCUGCGCCUCUGGAUGGGCCUCAGCAAGGUCAAGGAGUUCCGCCACAAAGUCCGCUUUGAAGGGAUGGAACCGCUGCCCUCUCGCUCCUCCAGGGGCUCCAAGGUACCCCCGGAUGUGCCCCCACCCAGCGCUGGCUCCGAUGCGUCGCACCCCUCCACCUCCUCCAGCCAGCUGGAUGGGCUGGGCGUGAGCCUGGGCCGGCUGGGGACGAGGAGUGAGCCCGAGCCCUCCCGCCUCCAAGCCGUGUUUGAGGCCCUGCUCACCCAGUUUGACCGACUCAACCAGGCCACAGAGGACGUCUACCAGCUGGAGCAGCAGCUGCACAGCCUUCAAGGCCGCAGGAGCAGCCGGGCCCCCGCCGGACCUUCCCGUGGCCCAUCCCCGGGCCUGCGGCCAGCACUGCCCAGCCGCCUGGCCCGGGCCAGUCGAGGUGUGGACCUGGCCACUGGCCCCAGCAGGACAUCUCUGUGGGUCAAGAACAAGGUCCACCCCAGCAGCACUUAGGCCCCUUCCCUGGUGGGGAUGGGCUGUGGAGUCAGAGUGGACACCGCUCAGUAUUACCUUCUGCCACCCUCAAGGCCUCGGGCCAGGCAGAAUGGCUGCACGCAGGUUCCCCAGAGAGCAGGCAGGGGUGUCUGUCUGCCUGUGGGCUUCAGCACUUUAAAGAGGCUGUGUGUCCAACCAGGACCCAGGGUCCCCUCCCCGGCUCCCUGGGGGAGGACACAGCAGUAUUGGAUGUUUUCUAGCCUCUGAGAUGCUAAUUUAUUUGCCCGAGUCCUCAGGUACAGCGGGCUGUGCCCGGCCCCACCCCCUGGGCAGAUGUCCCCCAUCGCUAAGGCUGCUGGCUUCAGGGAGGGUUAGCCUGCGCCGCCGCCACCCUGCCCCUAAGUUAUUACCUCUCCUGUUCCUAUGGUACUCCCCGCAUCGUCUCACUGUGUGUCUCGUGUCAGUAAUUUAUAUGGUGUUAAAAAUGUAUAUAUUUUUGUAUGUCACUAUUUUCACUAGGGCUGAGGGGCCUGGCAGCUGAAACUGGGCCCUGCAUCCAGAGCUGGCCUCCCCAACACCUGAGUAGGUGUGGUGGGGCUAUGGCAGCCCGGCUGCUGCUUGGAUGCGACCAUGACCUUGGGCCAGUGCUGGGGGCACAGCUGUCUCCCAGGCACUCUCAUCACCCCAGAGGCUUUGUCAUCCUUCUUGCCCUAAGCCAGGUACCAGCGCCCAGGCCUGCUGGUAUCGGGUCUGGGCAAGAGCAGGACUGGGCAUGUCAGAGGACCCCAGGGUGGUUAGAGAAAAAGACCCCUCCUGGUGGCUGGCUCCCAGGGUGGAGGAAGGUGAGCUUGUGUGUGUGUGCGCGUGCGUGCUGUGCGGCCCGGGCAGCCCCAGGGCCCUCAGAGUUGGCUGCGCCUGCUUUUGUGUACCACUUGUGGGCACGGCUGCUACUAGAGCCUCAACCUCCCCCCACCCAACCCCCGCCCCAAGCAGACAAAGUCAAUAAAAGAGCUGUCUGACUGCAA
Molecule: messenger RNA, 14422 nt
Organism: Rhinopithecus roxellana (golden snub-nosed monkey)
Lineage: Eukaryota; Metazoa; Chordata; Mammalia; Primates; Cercopithecidae
Gene: PKD1
Product: polycystin 1, transient receptor potential channel interacting
Exons: 47
Coding region: 432-13415 (4327 amino acids)
Biological process (GO): kidney development
Cellular component (GO): membrane
Molecular function (GO): protein binding
Source: RefSeq, a predicted model, not a curated record